This is a messenger RNA of Schizophyllum commune H4-8, 573 nucleotides long. RefSeq lists its product as uncharacterized. The transcript has 2 exons. NCBI's taxonomy places the organism in Eukaryota, Fungi, Basidiomycota, Agaricomycetes, Agaricales, Schizophyllaceae. The record is from RefSeq and is a predicted model, not a curated record. Bases 1 to 573 code for a protein of 190 amino acids.
AUGAGUCUCCCAGGCUUCAACAUUGGCGUAGAUGCGUGCUUGCCACCCCUUCCCGGCUGCGUCGCAGAUUCUGAUAGCGGGUGGCACUGUGGUUGGAAUGUCGACGAGGCGUGGAUCGACUUCUCCCUCGCAGCGCGCGGCUCCAAGACCGUCUGCGCCCCCACCCUACGCGCGCGCCUGGAGACUCUGGCCAGCUACCUCAGCACCUACGUUGGCUACGAGGUGCGCGGCGUCUUCGUUGCGGAUGGCCGCAAGGCGCGCGGGCAACCCUUCAUGGCGGUGUGCAGCACGAUCCCGGCUGAGAGCUUCUUGAAGCGCCCGACCAGGGACCAGCUGGAGGAGUUGGGUCGCGUGUUUUGUUGCGUUGACUUCGACGAGAAGAUGCGUUGGGCGCAGGGCAUGGAUAUGCCCAAGGCGGAAGAGGAAGAGGGUGUCAUGGUCGAGCCCUUGACGCCGCGGUCCUCAUCCGAGUCUGAGAACGGCGAGAGGGGGCCUGGAGUCAAGCGAUGGUCCAGUCUAAGGCGCAAGUUUGCGAUGAGCAGGAUGAGCUCGAGCGACGAGACGAGCUCUUGA